CACCCAGCCAGGCACGAUGAGGGUCAGCCAGCUUUUUGCCGCGAGCAGCUAUCUGCUUUGCGCUGCAUCAACUCAAAGCAUCUUGUUCCCGUCCAACGAUAGCAAAUCGACUUGGGAGCUUGGUUCAGAGUUCGUACUUUCACGGGAGCACGAUCGGCUUCAGAUCAGCAGCCAAACACUGGACAUCUGGAGCACGGCAACGGACAAACCUUUCAUUAGAGCCAGUGCUGGAAAUGACUCCGUCACUGGCUCGAACGGCGCUUUCAAUAUUACCGAGAUAGACAUCGAUACAACAGAUGGCCAAGACAUCGAUGACGUCCAGCUUGUGGAUUGGGAUGGGACAGCAACUGGCAAGGCAGCGCGAAUCAGUGGUCAGCUGACAUUCAAAGGACAAGUGAGCGGGCAAUACGCUUUGUACUUCUGGGUGCCCAGUGAUCUCUCGGACCGCAUUGCCUUUUACCUCGACAUUACAUCUGCCACCGAGGACCCGUUGAAGAAGCUCUACUUCAGCUUCACCUCGAAUGCCGGCGAAGACUUCUACGGACUUGGAGGGCAGGCGUCAUUCGCCUCGCUCAAGAACCAAAGCAUUCCGGUCAUUACACGAGAGCAAGGUGUCGGACGAGGCGAUGAGCCAAUUACCUCUUUGGAGAAUGCCAACAACUCGAUUGCAGGCGGCAGCUUCUACACAACCUACACGUCUGUUCCUUCCUACAUCUCGACUGACGGCAAAGUUUUCUAUCUGUCAGAGAAGAGUACAGGAUACUCGAACUUCGAUUUCACUGAGCCAGAUGCUGUUACGAUUCGGUACGAUUCAUUGAGUGUGGAUGGAGCCUUUACCAGAGCUGAAAAUCUGUUCGAUGCCAUUGAGGCGUUAACUGCAUAUACUGGAAGACAGCCGGCGUUGCCAAGGUGGGUGGACGAUGGUGCCAUUCUCGGUAUCCAAGGCGGCCAGGACAAGGUCAAUCGAAUUGUCGAGCAAGGUCUUCAGCUGGGCGCGCCAAUUGCUGGUGUCUGGCUGCAGGACUGGGUCGGCACUCACAGCCAAGUUGGACCAUACUUGAACAUUUCCAGACUUUGGUGGAACUGGGAGAAUGACGAUGUUCUCUACCCAACAUGGACAGAAUUCGUUCAGAAUCUUCGUGAUCAGUACAAUGUCCGCACAUUGUCGUACAUCAACACGUUCCUCACGAACGUCUCCACGAAAGACACUGGCUUCCGCAGGAACCUGUACGAUGAGGCGAGCGCCAACCACUACUUUGUGCAAAACACGACAACCAAUUCCACGGCCAUCAUCUCAAGUGGCCCUGGCCUUCAAGCAGGAGUCGUCGAUCUCACCAACCGGUACCUCCGUGACUGGUACGAGGAUGUAUUGCGUCAGCAGGUUUGGAACUCGAAUAUUUCUGGCUUUAUGACCGAUUUUGGCGAGUACACGCCUCUGAGCGGAGAUGUCAAAGUUUACGAUGCAGUCAGCGACGCGUUCUUCUACCACAAUGCUUAUCCGACACAGUGGGCAGCGUACCAUCGAGCUCUGGUCGAGGACCUUGGCCUGCAGGAUGAGGCAGUUUUGUUCCAUCGCUCUGCUGCACAGUCCUCUCAAAAGUACAUGAAUCUCUUCUGGGUCGGUGACCAAAACGUUGACUGGGGCGUCAAUGAUGGCAUCAAAUCUGUCGUCACCAUCAUGGUACACAUGGGCUUUUCCGGCUAUUCACAGCAGCACUCCGACGUUGGUGGCUACACGACCGUGUUGACAUACAACAACUACAACAUCACUCGGUCGCCUGAGCUUCUCGGCAGAUGGGGAGAGCUCGCCGCCGUCAGCAGCGCCGCUUUCCGUUCCCACGAAGGUAACAUCCCCUCCGUCAACGCGCAGUUCUACAGCAACACCACUACCUACGAGUACUACGGCUACAAUGCGCGACUUUUCGCCUCGCUGGGCAAGUACAGACGCCAUAUUUUGGAGACCGAGAGCGAGCCAAAAGGAUGGCCGCUCCUCAGACCUGUAGUAUUGGAACACCCACAAGAUCUGAGAGCUCGUAACAUUAGCUACCAGAGCUUCUACUUGGGCCAGCAUCUCUACGUUGCACCAGUCCUCGAUCCUCAGACCUUCGAAGUUACUGUGUACCUGCCAGCUGGAAACGGCAACAGGACUUACGAGCACGUCUGGACUGGCACGAAGUACAAUGGGGGCCAAGACGUGACUGUUGCCGCGCCAUACGGAAAGCCAGCCGUCUUCCUUGUCAAUGGUGCGAGAACGCCGGAGCUCCAGCCCUUUUUGGAUUUUGUGAAGGCAGAGAAUGGCACGAAAUUGAGCGUGGAGUAGAUGCACAGUACACCUGCGAACAAAUGACCCCAAGUGGACUUGAUAAUGCAGCUAGCGCUAACAACUUUGAUAGAAGUACUUGAUCUCACACGCGCAACAAUCAAUAACGAAAUCCUCAAGGAGCACUUUUCUUUGCCAAUUCAUUACGCC
This is a messenger RNA of Cercospora beticola, 2470 nucleotides long. RefSeq lists its product as uncharacterized. Gene Ontology annotation, molecular function: carbohydrate binding; hydrolase activity, hydrolyzing O-glycosyl compounds. Gene Ontology annotation, biological process: carbohydrate metabolic process. The record is from RefSeq and is a predicted model, not a curated record. Lineage: Eukaryota; Fungi; Ascomycota; Dothideomycetes; Mycosphaerellales; Mycosphaerellaceae.